Messenger RNA from Drosophila guanche, 1705 nucleotides. It is a transcript of the gene idc, whose product is annotated as zinc finger protein 62 homolog. The coding region runs from base 64 to 1587 and encodes 507 amino acids. NCBI's taxonomy places the organism in Eukaryota, Metazoa, Arthropoda, Insecta, Diptera, Drosophilidae. Gene Ontology annotation, molecular function: RNA polymerase II cis-regulatory region sequence-specific DNA binding; zinc ion binding; DNA-binding transcription factor activity, RNA polymerase II-specific. The record is from RefSeq and is a predicted model, not a curated record. Gene Ontology annotation, cellular component: nucleus. The transcript has 5 exons. Gene Ontology annotation, biological process: regulation of transcription by RNA polymerase II.
UUCUUUUUAGCGUCGCAUUCUUUAACUUAGCUUUAUUUAUUGAUUUUAAAACAAUUGAACAACAUGCGAGACACAGAACCGACAGCUGUUGCACCGCGACAAAACUGGAUUGUGUGUCGGCUAUGCCUGACGCAGCCCAAGGAGCCCAUGUCCAGCAUUUUCAGCGACGAUGAAACGAAGGAUGUGACAAACAUGAUUAAGAAAUGUGGCGGUGUGCCAAUCAAAAGGUUCGAUCACUUUCCGGAUAAAAUAUGCACGAGGUGCCUCAAGGUGCUGCACAUUUCGUUCAGAUUCCGCCAGACCUGCCAGCAGGCGUACAAGCACCUCCAAAAGUUCGUGGGCCCCAUCGAGGUGGAGCAGAAGGCGGACGACGAUUCGCUGAGUGCAGCGCAAGAAGCCCCUGUGGCGGACGAGGAGGAGGAGGAAGAGGUCGUCGAGGGUCACUAUGAGCAAAUCGAGGAGAAUAUGCCAACCAGCAACGAGCUGGCCGAGGCGCAGGCAUUUGCCGACGACAUGGAGGAGAGCAUUUUGGUGGAGCUCGAGAAGGCGGAGAAUGUGCAUGUAAAGAGCGAGCAGGUCGAGGAGGAUGGCAUCAUCGAGGAGCUGUAUGAUGUCUACGAUUCCUUCGACGGCGAUGGCGACAUUGUGGCAGAAGGCAUCUACGAGCAGGAACAGGUGCAGGAGUUGGUCGAGCACUCGCUGUCUGGCCUCUCGGCGGACAUUGAGUAUUUGGAGCAUGUCGAGCAGGAGCAGGAGCAGGAGCAAGAACAGGAUCAGCUGACGGAGAGCGCCAACGAGGACGAGAUGGAAGAGACAAAUUCGGCGGAAGAGGAAUUCCUACCAAGUAAACCAGUGCGAGGGCUAGCAGUCAAGCGACGUGUCAACACCCGCGCCAAGGCAGCCACCACAGCAACGAUCACAUCCUCAGCCCCCACCAGGGCAAGCGUGCGUAACAAUCCCUUGAAGAUAAAGCGUGGCAACAGCGACACAGUCAGCCUGGGCGACUCGACCAUCACAAUUGGCGAUUCCAUGAUGCGCAAACAUGGCAUCAAGACCAAAGGUGGCCACAAAAUCCUCAUCGGCGACAAGAAGGAGUUCAAGUACAUCUGCGACAUCUGCGGCAAUAUGUACCCCUCCCAGAGUCGCCUCACCGAGCACAUAAAAGUCCAUUCGGGCGUGAAGCCGCACGAGUGCGAAAUCUGCGGCUAUUGCUUUGCUCAGGCACAGCAGCUGGCGCGUCAUAUGAAUACGCACACAGGGAAUCGGCCGUACAAGUGCAGCUAUUGCCCGGCCGCCUUUGCAGAUCUCUCCACGCGCAACAAACAUCAUAGAAUCCACACCAAUGAGCGUCCGUACGAGUGCGAUGUGUGCCACAAGACGUUCACCUACACAAACACACUCAAGUUCCACAAGAUGAUCCACACAGGCGAGAAGCCGCACGUCUGCGACAUUUGCGGCAAGGGCUUCCCGCAGGCAUAUAAGCUGCGCAACCAUCGUGUGGUGCAUCAAAAACGCGGCUCCAACAGGGACUCCGUCGCUGGCCUGAUGCCCUAUGACACGGCCAACAUUGUGGGCAUCGAGAUGUAGAUCUAAUCAAGCAAAUCUUACAAGAUUAAACAUAUAAAAUUGUAAUUAAAGAUCUAAUUAUAUUAAGAAUCUUAAGUUUAGCCUAAUUAUGCGGAAAUAAAUUAAUUAUAGCUGCGCA